AUGAAAAAGAGGAAAAACUCUUUUGUUAUUGCACAAAUGUCACAGAAGUGGCAAGAAAUAACAAAAGUGUUUGAACUAAGGAACAAAGCAGCAGAAGAUCAAAAUAUUUCGAAUCUUGGAUUUGAAUAUCCAUUUUUGAAAGAACUACCGAUUAUUGACAAAUCAAAAAUCGAUUAUCUAAACCAAGAAAAAGGCGAAAUCAAGUCCGUCAAAGAGAAUCUCAUCGCGGUCGAGUUUAAUUAUAAUUUCAACGCCGACUUACUCGAUAGUUUUUAUGCAGCAUCACGGCAGACGUACACUCCGAACAAAGCUUACAUUUCGGUGAUCUACUACCAAAUGAUUUCACUUUGCUUUUUAACGCCAGAAUUAAUUGAUGACAGAAUUCUCAAAUUAAGCAUCAAUUGUCUUACGAAAUGCGCAUUGACAUCAAAUUAUGAAUUUGCAAACCUUAUUUUCUCUGAAUUAUUAAAUCAUGUUUCGAAUAUUCAAAAUUUUCAAUUCACAAUCGGUAGCAUUGAUGCCAUUAUCAGUUAUUUUGGCCUCAUAGAUACGCUUGAACCUCAUGUUUACCCUUCUUUUAUAUUUUUCAUGAGAUUAAUUCUUACGAAUCCAGCGCAUGAAAGAACCGAACAAAAUUUCUUGUUACUGAUCAGACUGAUUGCUGAAAAACGUAAAUUUAUUUUCGAAAACGAUAUUGUCGACAUAGAAUUGUUAGUUUUCCCAUUUGCUUACAAUUUCGAACCACAAGCUAUAUAUCUACUUUCACAGUUAACGAAAAACAAACUCGAUGGAUAUUUACUUGAAGCUUUUUCGAUUUUUUCAAAUAAAAUAGUAAAUUACGUAAAACAGAACGAAGAACCAUUGAUUGUCGAUACAGAAAAGCAUCUACUUACGAAUACAAAGAUAGUUACCUCACAACAAAACUUAAAUUACAAAACUCAAAUUUCAGACGCAGAUUUCGACAAAACAAUCAAAUUAUGUAACCCAGUAACACUGCUUUCAAAUGACAUACAAAAGAUUAUUACUAAUAUCGUUACAAAUAUUAAGGAUUCCGCUAAAGAAUGUUUGCAUAUUUUAUUAUGUCAGUUAACUCAAAAAUUAUCAGCCCACGAGAACGAGAGGUUCUAUUAUACAAUUAUGGCUGUUUAUUUCUCGAUUCUUUCGAAUAUUUCGUUCAAUUGUUCGCAAGAAGACAUCAAAAAGGCCCAUUUAUCGAAUUUAUUCAGUAUAAAACAAUCAAUUUAUGAAGAGGAUACAUUGGAUUUGGUAAUAAGCGCUUUAAGAACUGAUUUAGUCAUAUUUUAUUCAUCAUUAAACCAAGAUUACCUGUUUAACUUGUUCAUUGAGUUCCAAAACGAUCCAAUUAUCAUUGGAGAGCUCGCGUCUCGCCUUUACGCAAAUAAAAUCGUUGAUAUCAACCCGAAUAUUUUCACAAUAAUUUUCGAAAGCACAAACAAGCUCAAAUUCUUUGAUUCUAGACUUACUAUAAUGGCACAAUAUGGAAUGUUGUGUUAUAUCAACUUAAUUUUCAGUUUGAAACCACAAAUUUUAUUUGAAAACAGAAAUUACACGUAUUGCUACUUGCAAUAUCUUUCUUGUGACAUGUUUGCUGACAUUGUUGUUGAAUCAAUCGAAUCUUGUUUCUCUAAACGACAAUUAAAUUGUAAUUUGAUUUUCCUUUCGGAUUUCAUCAACGACCAUUCUGUUUCCCAAGAGAACAGUGUUUCUAUAUCCAAGUUGAUCAGUAUUAUCUCAAGAACUGUUUAUAAUUAUCCGAAUUUGAUUUCUAUUGCGGAAGAAUCUCUUGAUUUCAUAUUAGAUUUCGCAGUAAGAAUUAAAAGUAAGGAAUUACGUAACAAUCUCAUCAAGAUUUUCAUUACUUUGACUCAUGUCAACAAAGAAUUUUCAAUUUCAAUAAAAGAAGCGGACAAAAUUGCCAAAAUUCUGGAUUAUGGAGACACAGAUUACAUAAAGAGUCAGAUUCCAAACCUUUUGACCGGAUCUUCUUCGAGUAUUGAAAAUGAUCUCUUUGUUAUCAUAAAUUCCUCAUUCAUUUUGCCGUUAAUCCUCUCAAAAACACUUUCUUCAGCUACAUUGGACCUACUUAUUGAGCUCGCAGAGUUUUCUCAUCGAAAUAUUUACAAAAUUCAUCAAAAUAGGAUUGAUUACAUCCUUUUGAACUCAUUAAAAUCUCCAUUUGAUUAUGAUUGCAUCCAUAUUGACCUUAAACUUGAUCCUCUUAAAGUUCUCAAGUUAAUUCAACAAAAUUCGAGAAUCUUUUGUUCAGAAGCAAUCAUAAAAGAGAUCAUAUCAGUAGUAAAACACAGACCAGACUUACCAGUAACAAAAUAUUUCAACAAAGCAUUGGUUUACGGAAAAAAUACGCCGAAGACAAAAUAUUGCUUAGGAACAGGGCAUCCAAUCGCCACAGUUAUAGGUUUAGACUCAUCAAUAUUCGAUUACGAUAUUACUUUCCUCUUAAAUUUGAAAGUUGACAACACAUAUCUUGAAAAAACAGAUGCUUGCAUUAAUUUGUUUACUAUUACAGAUGAUGAAGGUAGAUAUACAGCAUGCAAGCUCACAAACCAUCUUAUUUACGUUGAAACAUUCGAUAACAACGCAAUGUUUGAAUCUGUAAUCAGCACAAGUGGCUCUUGGGGCGAAAUUAACACUGUUGCAGUAUCAUUACUCGGAAAUACAGAUCAUAGGAAGGUAGUUGCAUUCAGUAAUGGUGCAAACUUGCCUUUAGUUGACUAUGUUUGUCCCAAUUUCGGUUCAGGUAUCGUUGUCACUUUUGGAGGGGGAAGUUCCCCUUCUGGAAAUUUCAGCUCUUCUGUAUUUGGCUAUCUUUCAGAUUUUAGGUUCUUUGCCAGACAGUUUUCUAUCACUGAUCAGCAGACAGAUGACUAUUAUUUCUCGAUGCAAGAUCCAUUAAGACACAAAGGUGACAGAUUCACUCAUGAAGACUUCAAUAUAUACAUACAAGGCAAGUACUAUUACAAAUCUGCAUACGAUUUGUUCAAAUCUCGUAAAUAUGUUACGAAAUUACUUAAAUCUGUUUUCGAUUCAAAAGAAACAAUAGAGAACUCCUUGAAAUAUGCUUUCGAGUGUCUCAGAUGCAUUGACUUCACAGACCAAGCAUUUGAAGGUUUCUUUGGCAUUGGAAGUUACAUAAAUUCUCGAUUGUAUUUCGAAAAAAUCGGAAAUUUGAAUGCCUUCAGAAUUAUUUUGAAUAGUUUACAUCACUUACCGCAACCAUGCCAAGUAGAAUUACUAGAACAUGUUAUUUUAUCAUUAUAUCCAUGGAUCUCAUGUUCUCCAGAAGAUUUAUGCCAAAUUAUUGAUUUAUGGAAUACACAAGUAUUAUAUCAGUUUUCAGACAUAUUCGAACAGAAGAGUUUUGUAUCCACCAUUGUAGGAAACACGUAUAACCUGCUUACAGACCCUUUAGAAGAGAAUACCCGAGAUAUGAAAAGAAUUAUUACAAAAAUUUCCGAAUUUCUCCGCGAAUUAGCUCUGAUUAACAUCAAUGAGAAUGAUAUACAACUUCUUGUCAGUUGUGCAUCUCAUUCUUCCCAGCCUUAUCUCUAUUUAUCAAUUGUAGAAAGUUCUUCCAACCAAUUGAUCAAUUUAUCCAACAACCAAGAGAUAAAACAAGGAGCCCUUUUACUUGUAAGUCAUUCAGACCCUAUUGUUGCUGCUUCCUGUUUGUUGAUUUUGAAUUGUUUCGUUUAUCAAAAUCAUUCAACGGAGGUUUUGACACAAUUAAGGUUAAUUAAUCAAGAACAUUAUUCUGACAUUUGUAGUUUCCUUAUUUCUCAUAUUAAGGAAGUUCCUCGUAUUUUCUUACUUGUUUGCGCUUUAGUUUUGAACUGCGAUGUUGAUUUUCUUCUUUCAGCAGCACAAACAAUGCAAAACUGCACAAAUCAAAUUGUUAAUGAAACAAUUUUCAGCGGAAUAUGGUAUAUGUUCCCAAUUCUGUUCGCUAUACAACUCCCGCCAACAUAUUCUGAAAAUAUCUUUAAUAUUUGUUCAUUGGUCGCUUUGAAGUCAAAAAGUGAAGUGAAAAAUUCACUUGGAUUUUUAGAAUUUGUGAAUUCAAAAGUCAAAAGUCCUCAAAAAGUGGAUUAUGUAUCGAUCUAUUUGAAGCGAUUGAUAACAAAUAACAAAGAUAACUCAUUAAACGAGUUCCUUUUCCAGAGAUUGACAUCGCACAUCGUUUAUAGAGUUGACGGACCUUCUCAUCAUGAUGAAUUGUUGGCGGCUUAUUUCGAGUCACCUUUUAGAAACGAUAAAACUGACAAAUUAUUUGAGGACAACCGUUUGACGAUAAAACAAGUUGGAGAUUUUAAUAAACUUAUUAUUGGUCCUCCGAGAAUUUUGUUUUGGUAUGAUCGAAACGAUACAAUUUUGGAUGGAUUGGCGAAAAUGAUGGUGAUGAAAAUGAAUUCGAAUUCAAACACAAUGGAAAUCAUCGAGAAAAUCAAAAGAGGAGAGAAAAACGAACAACAAUCAAUGAUUUGCGAAAUAUACUCAGCUUAUUUCGAAGAAUCUGUAGUUGAAAAUAAUAAUUUAUUAAGGGAAUCCCUAGAAAAAUGUGUUGAAAUGACAAAACCUCAUAAAAUGUCAAUGAAAAAUCUUCAGAAUUAUUUGAAAGAAAAACUGACAAAUGUCAAACCGAAACCGAUAUCCAAGACAACGAUGAAAUUCGACAAGACAUGUCUUGGACCAUUCUGUCCUUUAAGAAUGAAACUCUACAAAGGUUUCCAUAAAAUGGCCGGCCAAUUACAACCAAAAGGUGUCUGUUGUAAAUUGGUCGAAUUAGAAAAAGUGAGAGAAUUUUACUUGUCAAAGGAGAACCAAAAAAUUUAUUUGUCAAAUCAACAAACUGUUAAACCAAUAGACUUUGAUUCUGUUGUUACUAUUAUUCAGAGAAGACCAACUCGUAAUUUGUUUUCAUUUGAGUUUUACACGAAAAACAGGAAGUCCUACCUUUUGACAUUUAGAUCCAAUGAAAACAACAUCAUAAACCAAGACAUGACAGCUAUUGAUGUUCAAAGAAAAGUGCUUAAAACCGUCGAACUUUGGCAGAAAAACGUUUUGUCAAAUUUCGAAUUAUUGAUGAAAUUGAACAUUUUAAGUGGAAGGUCAUUUAGUGAUCCAUAUUUGUAUCCUUUCAUUCCUUAUCCAGGAGAACAAAUUCCACAGUUAAAUGGUCCUCCUUCUCCUUUCCCUCCUUACAAAACGAAAUCGGAAUUGACUGAUUUGAAUGAACAGACAUUUUUAGCUGCCGAUUAUUUCUUUUCCAUUGAUGCGUUUCAGAAUUUAAACAGCGUCGAAAACUGUGUUCACGAACUGUAUAAAUUCAGGCAUCUCCUUGAAAUGGAUUAUGUUUCUAAGUGGCUUCCGAAUUUCAUUGAUUUGGUUUGGGGAAAAGAUUAUAAAACUGAUUUCCAACAUCAAGUUUUAUUCGCUGAGAAGUUCCCUUCUAAAAUCCCUGUUGAUUACAAAUCAUUUGAAAGAAAUGAAAGAUUAAUCAACGGAAUAUUGACUUUUUGUUUCGUUAUUUCCCAUGAAAUCGCAAUUUUCUACAACAAAAACACGAGAAAAUUGACUUUCUACAGCUUGGAAAUGAAAGAAAACAGAAAUGUCAUUGAUUUACAACAGAAUCCAAUGAUUUUGUUCCAUAGAGAGUAUAUUCACGUCUUCCAAAACAGGAAACAUUUAGUUAUCAAUCAAGAAAGUUGUAAUGAAACUGAAUGUGAUGAUUUGGAUUUCGUUUGUUCAUCAGGAACUUAUUUAAUCUCUGUGAUUGGCGAAAAAAUUUAUUUAGAUAAUGUAUUGAUUUAUACUUCUAAAUCAAAAAUCACAGCAAUUGCCGCUUCUCAUCAAUUUGAUUUGAUUGUUUAUUCUGAUAUCAUCGGAGUAACUCAUUUCAUUUCUUUGAGGUCGAGGAGACAAAUCAACAAGAAAUUCGACUUCAGAUCGAAAUCAUUGAUGAUAACUGAUGGAUUAGGUUUCGUUAUUUGUUCUGAUCAUGCAACAACUUAUGUCUUUGAUUCUUCUAUAAGAAUGAUUGGAAAAAUAGAGAAGAAAUGCAGUAGAUUGUUUACUUUGUCUAUUUUGGGAUGCGAAUACUUGGUUUUCGUUGGAUUGGACCAUGCAUCUGUCUACUGUUUGGAUAACUUGGAGAAUGAAUUCAUCGUGAAAGAGUUUGGUGAUGCUGUUUUCAUCAAAUACGAAAGUUCCAUCAAAUCAAUGAUUUCUGUUGGAAGAAACGGACAACUUUGCAUUUCUAACAUAGCGAACUUUAAGUUCAUUAAUGGAAAAAUCUUCUAA
Trichomonas vaginalis G3 is the source of this 6339-nucleotide messenger RNA. RefSeq names its product BEACH domain-containing protein family. NCBI's taxonomy places the organism in Eukaryota, Parabasalia, Trichomonadida, Trichomonadidae. The transcript has a single exon. The record is from RefSeq and is a predicted model, not a curated record. Bases 1 to 6339 code for a protein of 2112 amino acids.